Molecule: messenger RNA, 582 nt
Organism: Mangifera indica (mango)
Lineage: Eukaryota; Viridiplantae; Streptophyta; Magnoliopsida; Sapindales; Anacardiaceae
Product: protein tfg-1-like
Exons: 2
Coding region: 1-582 (193 amino acids)
Source: RefSeq, a predicted model, not a curated record
AUGUGUCCUGUCAUUGUCCAGUUAUGGUUAAGUCCAUUGAAGUCAUCUUCGAGCUUAGCUACAAAUCGAAAGUCUUGUGUCCACACAGGUGCUGUUAUGGCAAACCAACCCAACAGUGUUUAUCCAUACGCAUCGUACCCGCCGCCACAGCCACAAGGAUCCAUGUACGGGCCACCGCAACAAGGAUAUGGGUACGGGCCACCGCCACAAGGAUCCAUGUACGGGCCACCGCCACAAGGAUAUGGGUACGGGCCAUCGCCACAAGGAUACGGGUACGGGCCACCGCCACAAGGAUCCAUGUACGGGCCACCGCCACAAGGAUAUGGGUACGGGCCAUCGCCACAAGGAUACUGGUACGGGCCACCGCCACAAGGAUACGGGUACUGGCCACCGCAACCACCAUACGUGUAUGGGCCACCUCAACAAGCAUACGUGUAUGGGCCACCGCCUCCUCCUCAGGCGUACGGAGCGGGAGAAGGAUCGGGAACUGGGCUUAUUGGAGGAUUGCUAGCUCGUAUUUUUCUUACAACACUUAUUUCUGAUGUAGCAAAUGACGUACUUGAUGGUGGCUUUGAUUUUUGA